GCUUAAAUAAAAAUAACUUGAUCAUUGGUAGAGUUUGAAUUGAAAUUGCAAGCAUGUAUAGAAAACAAGAUAGUCCUUUUUAAGACUAGAUACAAACACUAAAAAUUUAAGAAGUGACCCUUCUUGCCUCACUAAAAAUUUAAGAAUUUGGGUUUGGUCAUUUGUUAUGAUAGUCCCCAUGUUGUAACACAUACAAAGUUUUUGUCAGUGGAUCUUCAAGUUUAUUUCGUGUCAUUCUCAUCCACGAAUGCGAAGGUGAAGGAGCUAAAGCAAAGAAGACCCUACAGAUUCCAAAUCUUGAUGGCGUGGAUAAGCUAGUGAUAUGCCACGUGGACGUAGAAGCCCAAAAGGCUGAUAUCUCUUAUCAUCUUCCUAAUCUCUCUUUAUACAACUUUACUCUCUCUGUAUCUUCUUCUAAAUUUGUUCACAGAGUCUUGACGAAGCAAGAAUCUUUACUUGGAGAUUAGUGAGAGAGAAAUAUGUUGAAGAGAUCAAAGAUCUGAUAUCUGAGAGAGAUAAUGGGAGAAAUGACGGCGAGGUCUUCGGUUUUAUCGUCGGGGAUGUUCAGAAGUUACCACCGGCCGGUGACGACGGAGGUGAGAUCACUAUUACGGUCGAGAGUGAUGUGCCAAGUGUCAUCCGUAAAACCCGCCACGUAUUCAUCGAGACUCUCCACAGAUAUUCCUCUCAACGAGUCUCCUCAGGCUUUGUUCGAUGAGUAUUUAGAGGAUAAAUCAAGAGUAUUCGAAGCAAUGUUUCCAGAUAAGCCCAGAAGUCAUAGGCUUAACGAGGAAGAAUGGAGAAUUCAGAUGUUACCAAUAAACUUCCUCUUCCUUACUGUGUGGCCUGUGGUAGAUAUGAGGUUAAGAUGCAAAUCCAACGGUCAAGAUUAUCCGCCAGAUGUACCUUUAGAUAUAACCAAAGUUCUUGAGCUCAACAUGAUGAGAUGGAAGCUUCAAGGGCUUGACCGAGUAAUGGAACCAGCUGAUUUCAGUUUGGAAGUCAAAGGAGCAUUGUACCCUGACCGAAGAGGAAAGCACACAAGGCUCAGAGGUCAACUAGAGAUGAACAUAAGCUUUGUUCUUCCUCCGGUUCUUGAGUUGGUACCUGAAGAUGUUCGAAGAAACUUGGCCAAUGCGGUUAGAAAACUGUUACAUAAAGCUCUAUUUACCACAUCCCAUGAUUGUACAUGAUCUCUGUGUUUUUUCAUUUGAAUCUUUUACAGGUUUUGACCGGUUUAGUGGAGAAUAUGAAGCAUAAGGUUAAUGGGAGCUUGCUUUCUGAUUAUAGCAGGUUCAAGAAUGAAAGAAAAUUACAAAGAUAAUCGAGUAAACUCUAUCUUUGUUGCCUCUGUUUGACCAUGUAUAGUUCUCAAUCCGUUCAUAUAUCAGUAAGAAGCUACUUGUAAGUUAUUUAAUUGAUAUAGUCAAGUUAAGAAAUCAUUUAGUUUUUCAGUUGGCGCAAAUUUUCCAAAUUCUUUGGUUUAGCUGAAAAUAAAGUUAUAUAUUGUUUUGAUUAUUCUUAUAAUUUCUUAGUUUAGUAUUGUGUGUUAUGUUAAAAAUAUAAUAAUUUGAAAUUUAAAUUAUUUUGUU
Arabidopsis thaliana (thale cress) is the source of this 1592-nucleotide messenger RNA. RefSeq lists its product as hypothetical. The coding region runs from base 519 to 1193 and encodes 224 amino acids. Lineage: Eukaryota; Viridiplantae; Streptophyta; Magnoliopsida; Brassicales; Brassicaceae. The transcript has 4 exons. The record is from RefSeq and is marked reviewed.